This is a messenger RNA of Lactuca virosa, 1407 nucleotides long. The record is from the annotation of a GenBank genome assembly. Lineage: Eukaryota; Viridiplantae; Streptophyta; Magnoliopsida; Asterales; Asteraceae.
CUAGAUGAAUCGUUUACUCAACUGGUUGUUGUAUUGCAAUGGUGUUUUUGACAAGACAAACAGGAGAGCACGAAUUUGAGGGAGAACAACCAUGUGGACUCCAUCGCCAUUAUCAUCACUUCCCCUCAAAAUAGCAUUCAUCCUCUCUUUCUCUCUCACUGCUUCUUCUUCGUCUUACUCUCCCCCAACCCCCAACCCCCGUUAUCAUUCCAUCUCAAUUCCGAAAGUCAACUCCAAGAAACCCUCAGCGACCACCGCCUCCGCUGGAGACAUACUCGCUCUCCUUGGCACACCUCAGCAGGCUGCAUCCGUCGACCCCCAAGUUGCUGCUGAACUUCAAUCCUGCUUCAAGUUCAUCGUUCCUUUUAACCCUACUACCAACACUCCACCUGAUUCUCGUUUCAAUUUAAUAAAUCGGCUGAGCCAAUCCCUAACCGAAUCGGGAAUUCGAUUUCCGCGGCGCACGCUGAAUUCUAAACCCCGUCAUGACGCUGAGGGUUAUCAGAAUGACCUUAUCUGGUCACCACCGGCACCUGUGUUGGAGAUUGCUCGACUUGCUUUUGAUUCUGGUGGCGAUCCAGGUUCUAUUCAAGGCACCCUUGAUCCCACGAUGAUCUACGUACCUGAUUGUGAAGGCUCAAAUGAAAAUCGAUGUGAACUUACAAGAUAUCCUUAUGGAAGACACUUUAUAAACGAGGAAUUGAAUUCAUACAUGGAAUUUUUGUUCCAACUUAUUGCUGCUCGUGGUCCUAAAGUUGGGUUAAAUGUAUCAUUAAAUCGAUUUGACUUCUUUCAUGGUCAUCUUUUCAUUGCUGCAGAUGGAAGAGUUGGUAUUUUGUUUCAUGCCAAAGAAUACCCUGCAUUUGAUAAGAAAGUGUUCCCAUACAACAUGGGUUAUUGCCAAAAAGGUUCUAAUGUGACAUAUGAUGACUCGAUGAAUUUGAGGAACAUUCUUUGGCUAGCCCCUUUGCCAAGUGAUUCCACCAACACUUGGUCUGCACCUGGAGUGUUAGUGGUAUUGGAUGCGCAUCCUGGUGGAAUUAUAUAUCGGGACAUCAUACCUAACUAUGUAAAAUAUGCAAGAACAAUAUAUGAAGAUGAUUUUGGGGAUAAUGUAGUUGAUGUAAACUACCUAAAUGUGGGCACUGCAAAGCCGGACUAUCAACUAUUCAUUUGCUAAUACAUGACCAUUGAAUCUAGGGCUAUUUUCGAUAAUGAAGAUGAGAAGGGCAUUUACGUCUUUUCUACAUAGGAGAGAUUGAGUUGAGAGCAUGUCCAUAUCCCACCUUUUGGGUGUUCAUAAAAAGUUGCAAAUUAUGUGUCAAACUCGGUCCAAUUAAUGUCAAACACAAUUAAUGUCAAACACAGUACAAUAUCAUCUUGUUUGGUUAGGGUUAUCGUGUGUAG